GUCACGGCUAUUGUGGCUGUCCGGGUAUAUAAGGUCCCGCCGGCCGGUCGCGCUCCCCACCUUGCCUGCGCCCGCCCGGAGCCAGCGGUUCUCCACUCACCCCGCAUCCAGUGAGACGCGCCGCGCACCGACGCCGACGGAGCGGACAUGGGCAGAGCGAUGGUGGCCAGGCUCGGACUGGGGCUGCUGCUUCUGGCGCUGCUCCUACCCGCGCAGAUUUAUUCAAAUCAAACAAAUAUAACAGUUGCAAGCAACAGCUCCUCCCAGAGUACCUCGACUGCUCCCAAUCCAGCUAAUACCACCACCACACCAACUGGCGGUGCUCUGCAGUCAACAGCCAGUCUCUUCGCAAUCUCGUUCUCCCUUCUACAGCUCUACUGUUAA
This is a messenger RNA of Lontra canadensis (Northern American river otter), 384 nucleotides long. It is a transcript of the gene CD24, whose product is annotated as CD24 molecule. Gene Ontology annotation, cellular component: external side of plasma membrane. The transcript is spliced from 2 exons. Gene Ontology annotation, biological process: cell adhesion. Bases 148 to 384 code for a protein of 78 amino acids. NCBI's taxonomy places the organism in Eukaryota, Metazoa, Chordata, Mammalia, Carnivora, Mustelidae. The record is from RefSeq and is a predicted model, not a curated record.